Messenger RNA from Haemorhous mexicanus (house finch), 3497 nucleotides. RefSeq lists its product as uncharacterized. The transcript is spliced from 11 exons. Lineage: Eukaryota; Metazoa; Chordata; Aves; Passeriformes; Fringillidae. The coding region runs from base 151 to 786 and encodes 211 amino acids. The record is from RefSeq and is a predicted model, not a curated record.
UUCCUCUCUUCCCUUUUGCAGGUAGCAAUGGAAAUGGAAACAAUUCCUGGUGUUCAUGGUGAAUUCCUGCCUUCCUUUUUGCAGGUAGCAGUGGAAAUGGAAACAAUUCUGUUUGGCUCCACAAAUGAGUAACUUCAGUGGGAAUUGCUCAUGAAAAAGAGAAAGGAUCACCUGGAUUCUUCUGGAGCUGGGAGUCAGGGCCAGAAAUCUCCAGGAAAGACCUGCCCAAGGAGCAAGAAGAGGAUCUCAGCUCUCCAGAGCUCCAUCCCGCCUGGAGCUCCAGGCAAGCACCAUUUCCCUGCUUGGAGCUUCACUGCCAAGUGCUGGUGGCAGACUGAGGGAGAAGGAAGGACCCCAGCCUUUCAAAGCCACUCCGUGGAACACAGGGGUCUGCCAGUGCUGGUGAAGUCUUUUUUGAGGAGCACACAGAAAAUCUGCUGUCCCAAAUCCACCUCCUUCCCACUGGCCAGCAGCCUGGGGAGGAGCUGUGUACAGAUCUCCUUCUGGCAGCUGGGUGAGAAGGGAAUGCCAUGGCCGAGGAGGGAUUGCCAGGGAGGGAUUACCAAGGUUCAAGCUGAAUCCCAAGGGAACAGGAGUCCUGCGUGUCACCUCUGCUCCAGGGCCGUGUUUGGGGGGAGCCAAGGACCGAGCAGAUCCUUUUUCAUUUCCACUCCUUUUCAGGGAGCAGGGAGCAGAGCCCAGGUUUCCCCUUUGCCAGAUGGGUUCUCCCAAGCCGAGACAAGCACUCAGUCCCUCUUUAACGUUGCGAAAGGAACAAUAAAAUGAAAGGCAAAACCGGCAUCUUAAAACUUGGCAAGUGAAAGCAGCUUGGACUGGCAGCCAAGAAUCCUGCUGUGGUGCAAAAAGAAUAGAAUCCACGGAGCCACCACAACCCGGGGCUUCUCCUCUUUUCACAAUCCCGCCGGCACCGAGAAAUAAUUAUUCCUUGUAUCAGUGUUAAAAGAGUCAACAAGCUUCCAAAAGCUUGCUUGGUGAACCUCCUCCAAAGCAGAAUGCAUUCCCGAGGAGUUGGGCCUAGCAAUAUGGCAGCACACGUCCCAUAGGAAAUCCUGCAGAAUGCUGCUGCUGCUGAGCUCUGUUCCCCAGGAGGGCACGGUCCCUGCCCCGCUCCAGCCUCCACCACUGCAGGCUCUGAGUUUUCUCCACCCCAGAAUUCCAACCCUGGAUUUUCAAAGAUGCUGCAGCAGGGAUUUGGGCCGCUGAAAACUUUGGGGAAAGCUGGAUGCUUUUAAGGUGAGUGUCAGCAGAGGAAUGUAAAGUUGGAGGAUGAAUUUAGAUAACCUUUGGGCAGAUGGUGGAAGUUUAACAUCUAUAACAGGAGUUUCUUGCCACCCAGCGAUUCCAAAUAAAGGAAAAACUCUAUUUUAUAAUUGCAUAUUUACCAGGCUGCAAAGGUUGAAGUGAUUUAUUUUAAGAACCUGCACCAAAAAAAUAAAAAAAGAAGAGGGAGAAUUUUCUAACAGCAUCCAAAUAGCAAAAUUCUUUUCCAAGUGGCGCCUGUUUGAUUUUACAGAGGAUAAUAUUAACUUGCAUUAAUGUGGUUUGUCUCCUGAAGGAAAAGAAGUGAAAAAUUGGUGGCACUUUGAGCAAGUGAUUUUCCCCACCAGCUCCAUGUGGAGCUCACAGCCAGGCUGGUUUUCCCCACCAAUAAAAUGGGAAAUGUUCCUUCCACAGGAGAGAAAACUUGGAAACCUCAGGGGAAGGAGGGGGCACCUCCUGCUUGUGGGGGCAAAACUUUGCUUUUCAAGCUUUGUUAGAGAAAUCCUAAAGAACUUUUAUGUUUGUCUGUGUGGAAGAAAUGCAGAGUUGAGGUUAGGGGGAACUGCCAGCUUGUUCAACAGAGUGCCAGGGGUUUUGUUUUUUGCCUUUAAAAAUAGAAUUAAAGUCGAACCCCAGCCCAGUAAUGACUUCUCUGAAAGUUAAAACAGCUUUCAGGCAGUUCUUUCUUCUGCCAGCUUCAGCCAGGCUGCCAGAAUGGAAACAGCUUUUUGCAGGGUGGGGGGAUGGCUGUGUGUUGGAAUUCUGUUUGUAUCCCGAAAUUUUGCUGUUGGAUCAUUUCCCAGCCUGUUUUAGUGACACACCUCCAACGCUGCUCCUCAGUUCAAUUCCUGUUACCUCAGUCCUGUGCAGCCACCAGAAAUCCUGCCCAGCAAAGUCCUGGUGAGGAGGAACCACAGCUCAGCUCUAGUUUGGUUGCUUUAAAUUUUUCAUUUUAUUUUGUAUUGUUGAUUUUCUUAAGGCUGCCGUGGGAGUGCAGGGAUCUGUGGCUUUAUGUCAGAACAAAAAUCCAUAAUCCACUCUGCCCCCACCCUCCAAGGAGGGGCUUUGGGAGAGCGAAGGCUCCCGGCUACAACUCAGAAAUUCCACUUGCAGGAAGGUUUUUCCUCUUUCCACCCCCCCCAAAAGUGACCCCAAACCCUGUCAGGGCCAGCAGGAAUCCCUGCCUGCUGCCACAAACCCGUAGAUCCGAACUUGUGCUCAUAUUCCACACAAGCUUGUAUCUAUAGGUCUGGGGCUGGCUGGCAAGAGCAGCCUGGGGUGCUGCUGCACUUCACCUCCAAACAUUCCUCAUCUUCCCUCCUGUUUUCCCCUUCCUCCCUCUUUUAUUUUGAUCUAUUUUUAAUUUUAUUUUUAUUUAGAGGAAUAUAAAAGUGGAGCUGCAAACCUCUGCCUCAGCUUUCAGUGCCCAAGGGGAGUUUGCUUGGUUGGUGCUGAGGAAAAGGGGAUGGGGGAGACUUGAUUUGACAUCAGGGUGAAGAAAUUAAAUCCCCACAGCCAUGGCCUGCCCUGCUCUGCUGAUGGGGAGUAUCCUCGUGCUGAUUCUGGAAGAGAUAAAAUAAUUUCAUUUAAAAAGUAACAUGGAGUUAUUCUUCCCUUGCUUAGCCCAGGAAUUUGGGAGAGGAACAAUCACUUCUCCUCCUUUCUAUCCAGGAACUUGGAAUCCCUUCUCUGGCACAGGAGGGGCUUGGCCCUCCAGCUCCUCUCUCAAAAAUCAGCUUAUAUAGCACCCAUUCCUCCUGAUUUCAUGGCAGUUGUGUCUUUUCAAAUGGAUUUUAAGAGAAAAUAUUCCUGCUGGAAAGUCCCAAAGAAGUGGUAGGACAGGAAAAGCCCACGGGAGCAGGCAGUGCAAAGGCUGCUGGGGAAAAGUGACCUUGAAAGUUGGGGGAGUGGAAGAAUUCUUUUGGAAGAAGUCAUUUUUAAAACCCCAAUGUACAGAUUCUAUAUGAAAAUAAUUAGGCUGUAAACUCAAAAUAAAGCCUGACUAUUUCUUUCCAGCAGCUUUUGGUGUUAAUUCCACCAAAGAUUUGCUCUGCAUUUCCACUUUUAAAUUUCUCUGGUUUGAACUUGGCUGCUUUGACACAUCCUGCUGUAGGCCAAAAAAGGUUUUUUUUUCCUUUCUUUGCUGAAUUUCCAGGGUUUUCUCUGUGUUUUCUAUUUAUUACAGAAGUUUUAUUAAACAUUUAUAUUAAAAUGAA